AAAAAAUCAUGGCCACCCUAUAUACUAUUAUGUGAAACGUGGAUCAACAUUAUAACUUAUCUAAGUUCAUAAAACGUUUACACUGUAUCUCACCAUUUGUGGGCAAGUUGUAUAAGUGACUAGUUGUUUUUAAAGUUAAAAUCCAAAAUGGAGGCCGUAGUGUUCGAUGGAAAAUCCCUUACUCUAAAAUACGACAACAAGUUCCCCAUGCCCAAACUGGUGAACGAUACAGACGUUAUUGUCAAAGUGGAAUAUUCUGGUGUCUGCGGCACCGACCUUCAUAUCAUACAGGGAGAGUUCCCGGCAUCGAAGGAGCGUCCCCUGCCUCUUGGUCACGAAUUCAGUGGAGAAGUUUACGAAGCCGGCAAGGCGUCUGUGUUCAAGAAAGGUCAGAAGGUGGUGGUCGACCCUAACAGAGCAUGCAACCUCUGCGAGUUCUGCCGCAGCAGCAACUACCAGUACUGCCUGACAGCGGGCAUCAACAGCACCAUAGGCAUCUUCAGGAACGGCGGCUGGGCCCAGUUCUGCCUCGCGCCGCAGGACCAGGUGUACGCUUUGCCGGACGGCAUCACCACCGAACAAGCCGGACUAUGUGAACCCUACUCCUGUGUCGCCCACGGGUUCGACAGAGCCUCUCCUUUGAAAGUCGGCCAGAGAAUAUUAAUCGCGGGCGCUGGAAUCAUUGGAAACUUAUGGAUAACGACUCUUCAUCACCACGGCCACCGCAACGUGACGGUGUCAGAAAUGAACAAAGCAAGACUUGAUAUUGUCAAAAAGCUAGACACUGGUUUCAGACUAGUAACGCCUGAUGUUUUGGCGUCAGAAAAACCACAGUUCGACAUUAUUGUCGAUUGUACAGGUGUCGGCAAAGUAAUGGAGAUAAACUUCAGUUAUCUUCGGCACGGCGGGAAAUAUAUUCUUUUUGGAUGCUGCCCACCCACACACCAGGCUUCAGUAAACCCAUUCAUAAUUUACGACAAGGAGCUGACAAUAAUUGGCGUUAAAAUUAACCCGUUCAGUUUUAAUAACGCUAUCGGUUGGUUGCAGGCUAUGGGGAGCAGGUACUUAGACUACAGCAAGUUGGGAGUGAAGACUUACGCACUAUCGGAGUACCAAAACGCACUAGACGAUUUGAAAGCCGGUGCCAUAUCCAAAGCUGUGUUUAAAAUCAAAUGAUGAUGUUUUAUUGUUGAAAAUUAAAUGUUAUUGAGUUUA
This is a messenger RNA of Amyelois transitella, 1215 nucleotides long. RefSeq names its product D-altritol 5-dehydrogenase. The coding region runs from base 148 to 1176 and encodes 342 amino acids. NCBI's taxonomy places the organism in Eukaryota, Metazoa, Arthropoda, Insecta, Lepidoptera, Pyralidae. Gene Ontology annotation, molecular function: oxidoreductase activity; zinc ion binding. The transcript is spliced from 10 exons. The record is from RefSeq and is a predicted model, not a curated record.